UCAUAAAUGAUUUACUUAAAGUAGCUUUCUUUAUACAUGCAUUAUAUUUGACUAAAGCUACAAGAUAUAUAAUGAGCGAUUUUUCUUAAUGAAUAAUGUUUUUCCUCAAGUUUUUAUUUCCUUGAAAAUUAAACCUGUGACCACGCGUUAAAAUAUUGUUUCGCAUAAAUUUGUGUAAAACAACACUCUUCUCACUGAAAUAAUAUUAUUGCGCACCGACGGUAGCGUUGACUCUUUAUAUAUGGGCAUCAUUCUUUCCACAGGUUGGUUGUAAACUUCGAAUCUGUUUGUUUUAAAAACAGUUUUUUUUUUUUUUCUAAUCGUUAGGACAGCAGAGAUUUGUAAUGAGAGGGUUGGGAAUGAAUAAACUUCGUCUCUCCGUAAACCGUAAUGUGUCGUAUGUGCUAAUUAUUUCUGCGUUAUUUGUCUUUAAUAACAACAAUUUGUAUAAAUAAUACAUCUUGCGUAUGCCGCAACAUCGAAGGAACGACGCUUAGAGGUUUAAGCAAAAAUGCGUCUUUCUACGCGCGUUUUUGCGUUAGCCGUCGCUGUGAGCCGGGCAAGAUAUACACAAUUUCGAUAUAUAAAUAAUACGCGGAAGUUUAUCUGCUUUAUCGUAUCCUAUAUCUGUACGAAUAAUAAUAUAUAUACUUUUUUUUUUUUGGCACUUACUAAUUAAAACCUGGGCCAUCUUAAGCAUAAGACGAAAAAAAAAAAAACGCGCGGCGGGAGUUCAAACGCCGAUCUCGCGCUCGAGAAUUCUCUCCUUCCUUCCUUUCUCGCUGUUCUCCGCCGUUUACUCGAAUUCUUUUUCUUUGUUUCGCGAAACCGUUUCGAAGCGAAUUUCAGGAAAGCGAUCUUUCCCGCCAGAAUGUCCGGAAUAGUUCAAUACGUCGUGGUGCGGGGAGAUCUCUUGAAGACAAUGGGAUGGCCAGUUGGCGCCGUGAUCGCUCAGGCUUGUCACGCGUGCACCGCCGUCACACAUCUCUAUUAUAAUGACGCCCACACGCAGGCUUAUCUCGCCGAUUUGGACAAUAUGCACAAGGUUGUUCUCGAAGCCGCCGAUGAAGCGAGUAUGCGGACGCUGUGUUCGAAACUCGAGGAGGAUCUCAUUCAGCACAAGAUGUGGAUAGAACAGCCUGAGAACAUCGCCACGUGUCUCGUAACGAAGCCCUACCCGAAGGAUCAAGUGCAGAAAUAUUUCAAGAAGUACAAAUUGCUCAAGCUGUGACGGCAAAUGUAAACGUUUUCGCAAUAAAUCUUUUUUUUUUUUACGACGACAAGAUGGACCGUCAUCUCAUGUUUUUAUAUCGAGUCGAAACGAAUCUCUUCCUCCUCGUCCGUUUCAUCCCUCGCGUGACUUACGUAUAUAUGUAUUUAAAAAAAAAGGACACAAUUUUUUGUGACCUUUACUAAAAAAAAAAAACAAAGUCGAGACACGAUUAAUAAUCGAAAUAAAAAUUAUAAUAAAUUAAUCUGCGAAUAUUCUGAUGACGAACGAACGAGACAACUGUCGGUUUUAGUGGGACGCGAAAAAUUGUGAAGAAUCGCGCGGCAUAACUUCUAUAUUUCGCUCUGUUUUGAACGGGGCGGAUCAAUGCGCCUGAGAUAAGCCGGCGUUUCGCACACGUCUGUCGAACGUAGCGUCUGACUGUCGAUAUUCCGACGAGCUAACACCUCGGCUCUAUCUUUCUCAUCUUUUUUCUUUUAUUCUAGUAUUUUUUUUUUUUUUUUUUUUUUUUUUUUGUAUGAACAUCGUUUUGACAUGUACGGAAAAUAUUUGCGUGCGGGACACGGGCUGCAAACGUCCGCGAGAGAUAAAAACGAGAGAACAGCCUCGACGCGGCGGUCCAAUAUUGUUCUGUAUGACAUCGAAGAAGAUAUACACUUAUACUUGAUUUAUUUUAACGAUACCUCGGAAAGUAUUGACAAAGUGUACGUGUGUGUGCGCGUGUGUGUGUGUGUAUGUGUAUAUAUGUACGUACGUACAUAUAUACAUAUGUACGUGUGUACAAAGUCAGUACUUUUUUCUUUCUCUUAAAACGCGUUACAGCUCCUAGCGCGAUACGAUUCUAAUCUAGACGGGACGUAACACGCGGAGUGCGCGCCACUAAUCAAAACUAGUCACAUAUCAAAAAAUGUCUCUCUCUUUCUCACACUUUUUGUUUUCUUAUUUGUGAACAUCAACGCGCGAGUUUACAUCGUUGGCUCUGUGGCAAAAAUCUCUUCACAAGUACGGAUUAGCUGAGAGGCGGUCUGAUUGCACAAAAAUCGUUGAGAAUACACGAGAGUUUUGUAACAAAUUUUCAAGAACAUCUGUGUGUGUACAAGCGGGCAAUUCAAUGAUCUUAAAGUAUUGUAUCGUGAAAAAGAAAUUUUUAGAUGCGCUUCAGCCCGUGACUGAGAGCUAAUCCGUCAGCGCGAUGUUGGUUUUUUUCCUUCUUCGUCCGUACGUCGUCGUGCUUGUUCAAGAAUAUCCGCGAAGAGAGAAUAUUCUUCUCAGUUCGUCCCAAAAAUCCUCAUUCGAUUUAGGAAACGUGUUGCCUCGCACCGUCACGUAUGUUCCCGAAAACGUGUUUUUUUUUUUUUUUUUUUAGCAGUCCUCCGCUUCUUUUCUGAGAUUACCUCUUCCCCGGUCGCACUCCACAAUGUGUCUCUUCGUGGUAGUUUUAAAUAUUUUCCAGAUCUUUUUCCUCUAUUUUUUUCUCACACGUGAGGUGCAAAAGCCGCGCACUUGGAAUCGAAAGUGGUUAUCAAUUGCGGAUGAUAUCGAUCACCGUAUACUUGUGUGUGUGUGAUUCGCAGUAAGCUCUAAUUACUUUAUGUACACGCACUGCGGACGCUAGACACUGUAAGUACACAUAUUUACAACACUCGAUGGCAAGAUGUAAUUAUUUUUGACGUUAUAUAUAAUAUAUAUAUAUAUUUAUAUAUAUAUAUGUAUAUUUUUUUGUGUGUUUUAUAACGCGGUCGUCGUAACGAGACGGAGGCGGGAACAGAAGAGAGAUGUAUGAUAGUUCUUAUGAAAAAAAAAAAAAAA
Messenger RNA from Pseudomyrmex gracilis, 3040 nucleotides. Its product is annotated as putative peptidyl-tRNA hydrolase PTRHD1. Gene Ontology annotation, molecular function: peptidyl-tRNA hydrolase activity. The record is from RefSeq and is a predicted model, not a curated record. The coding region runs from base 872 to 1231 and encodes 119 amino acids. Lineage: Eukaryota; Metazoa; Arthropoda; Insecta; Hymenoptera; Formicidae. The transcript is spliced from 2 exons.